Molecule: messenger RNA, 675 nt
Organism: Laetiporus sulphureus 93-53
Lineage: Eukaryota; Fungi; Basidiomycota; Agaricomycetes; Polyporales; Laetiporaceae
Exons: 2
Coding region: 1-675 (224 amino acids)
Source: RefSeq, a predicted model, not a curated record
AUGGCUCCGUCAGCUACGUACGAGGAGAUCCGCGGGAUCGCUCAACAAGCCGUCUCGAUCUUUGCCGAUUACGGGUACGACUGCUGCCUCUUUGGCAGCACGGCUUGUGCGCUUUACGGCGCUACUCGACGCCCCAAUGACGUGGACCUGAUCGUCCUCACCAACGAGGACACUGAGGACCUGAAACGGAUCCUGGUAAACGAAGACAGCAGGUUCUUCCUUGUCCCAUCGCGGAACCCCCGUGCCACCUAUGAGGUUCUGUGGUACACUCUUCCGUCAGGACGCAACCGCCGGCGCCGCACCUGCAAAGUCGACAUCCUCACCCCCGGCGGGAACCUUGACCUACCCCACGUGCCGCGUCAGCACAUCAAGCGGGAGCAGCAGCUACCCGUGAUGCCGCUCCUCCCUCUUCUGCUGACGAAGCUUCGCGGAUGGACGGACCACCGCGACUCUCACAGGCAGGAUAUGCAGGAUAAGCAGUGGGUUGACGUGGAGGACAUUGACGAGCUCCUCGCCAUUACGUGCAACACGCGCACGCACAUCACGAAGGAUAAUCUGCGAUGGCUGCCGGAGGAUUUUGUGGCUGCUUCCCAGGAACGCGCUUUGGAAUACGUUGAGGAGUAUCCGAACUCGGCCCUGUAUUGGGAGACGCUGGGCUUCCAUGCCUAUGAGUGA